UUCUCUGAGUGGACAAUAAAGUUUCGAAAGUUUGAAAAAGGAGGGAAAAAAAAACCCCACCCCCCCUUUGGCCGCCUCGGCGUGGACGCCUGCAGCCAGGGACAGACAGCUCGCGCGCCGUGUGCUCGCGGAGGCGUGGUUCGCGCGCGGGAAUGGGGAUCACCGUGGACGUGCACCAGGUGUUCAAGUACCCCUUCGAGCAGGUGGUCGCCAGCUUCCUCCGAAAGUAUCCGAACCCCAUGGAUAAAAAUGUCAUCUCGGUAAAAAUUGUGGAGGAAAAAAGAGAUGUGUCAACAGGGAUCAUCUAUAGAAAGAGGAUUGCAGUCUGUCAGAAUGUGGUUCCAGAAGUUUUAAGGAAGCACUCGGGUGAUUGUUGGAGAAAGGUGAACAUUUUAAAGGUACCUGAUAUCCGGUUAGAAGAGGAAUCAUGGCUCAAUCCUCAGGAAAGGAACAUGGCUAUACAGAGUCACUGCCUUACGUGGACACAGUAUGCAUCCAUGAAGGAGGAGUCUGUCUUCCGGGAAAGUAUGGAAAAUCCGAAUUGGACAGAGUUCAUUCAGAAAGGCAGAAUUUCAAUCACAGGGGUUGGCUUUCUCAACUACGUUUUGGAAACUUUUGCCAGCACAUUCUUAAGACAGGGCGCCCAGAAGGGAAUUAGGAUAAUGGAGAUGCUGCUGAAGGAACAGUGCGGUGCCCCCUUAGCCGAAUAAAGCCUCAUCAGGAAGCUGUGUUGUGCCUACUGUUUGCUCGAGAUUUAAUCUUUUCUUGGACACAGCACAUCCAAGGACACAGUUUUCAAAAUACACAUUUAAGGACGCCGUGUUGGCAGCUUAAAAGAAGAGGAGACCUUCCUGCCGGGACGUGGAACGAUACACUCCCCUGGGAGCCUGCCUCAGACCGCGGCUCUCGUGGAGAUGAGACCGUUCAGCUGCUUCUUAGGGCACAACCUGUACAAUUUUACAAAUAAAGAACCCAUAGGCGGUGAUGUCCGCCCUUCUUCAGGGUGUCCUGUGGAUUGCCUGGUGACGGUGCCAGGGCAGCCGAAGAUGGGCCAGGGGCUUGGAGAGCGGGGCUUGUGCCCGGAUGUUCUCUGCAGCAUUGCUCAUAGGAUUCAUUUGAGGAUUCUGGGAUAAAUAAAGGAGUUAAACCCGUUCCUGAUUCUUAGGUGGCCUGGAACAGAUAGGAAAGUGCCAGACCUGUGUGGAAGCUAAGUCAUUUUCAUAGUAAUGUUUAAGAUGCUCAGAAAUGGGGAGCAUUUGAUUUCUACCCAUCAGGAGCACCAUGUAAGUGCCAUUAGUCGUAUUUAAACUGGAACACAUGACCUGCCAUUUGGUCCCCCAAGGAACCUGGAGGCGGGAACGCAGGCUGCAUGUUCUUGGCUCCUACUCACUCUUUCUGCGCUGUGGAGAGCAUGUAACCUUUCUGUCUUUCCCUGGGCAAAUGGGGAUAAUUGGGCACAGAUCUUUCUACUUGUGAUGAUGAAACAAGGGGGUGUGGUGUCAAAAGCUCAAGUCUGGGAGUCAAGCAGGCAAGACGCGCUUUUGGGAGUCAAACAGACAGACGCGGGUUUGGAGCCGGGCACGGCCGCCCACCAGCUCAGUGAGCAUGUACGUAACUUUAAAUCUUUCAGAAACUUGUUUUUUAAGUUCAUAAAAUGGGGUUAUAGAAUUAACUUUGUGAGGUUGUUGGAAUGAUUGGGGGUCAUGUACUAAUAAGAGGGCCUAGCAUGCUGCCUGGUACACAUAAGUCCAGUGAGUAGCAGCCAUUACUACUACGUGAAACCAUUUUGGAAAUGUCCUUUUCUAGUGGAACGUAAUGUGGUGUUUUACUGUUUGAAAAUCAGAUGCCGGUAGUCUGCAUUUCUCAUGGUGGGAAGCCAAGAUGUAAAUACACGCUAUGUAAAGGGGAAAAAAAAAAGCCUAAAGGGAGGCAAUAAUUUGGAAUUCAUCUUUUUACGAUAAAAAGUAGAGCAUUACUGGAACGUCUUGGGGAAAUCAUUCUUUGUUUAAUAUUUGAAAAAUUUUCCACUUAGUGCAUUGGUGAAUUUUUCAAAGCAAUUGUAUUAUUAUUAUUAUUAUUUUUUAAAUACGAACCUGCCACUGUGAGCCUCCUCCUAUCGUAUUUGAGCUGUUUGCGCUGCUUGAGUUCUGUGUCUUAGGAAUAUUUCCCAAUUUCCUUAGUGUUUCAUUCUUCCAUUGUGUUAGAGGGAAAAUGGAUAGUAGCAACCAGAACACACUGUGACCGCCUUUUCCAGUUUGUGGAUGGCAUUUGGUAGGCUUUUGGAAUAAUGGCGCAUUUCCAAAAAUAAAAGUUGGUGUGAAUUAUCCAGGAGGUGAGAGGCAAGAAAUCUGCAUUUGAAGGUUGACACUGGAAUGAAUUUAACCCUUCGUACUCAAUGAUUUGCCUUUUCCGAAGGCAGGCGUUCUCAACCUUGGCUUUCCAUUAGAACCACCUGGAAGCUUUAUGCAAUCCUCAUACCUAGGAUACAUCCCAGGCCAAUAAGUCAGAAUCUGUAGGGGUGGAACCCAGGCUUCAGUGUUUUUUAAAGCUCCCUAGGAGAUUUCAGCAGGCAGCUAAAGAUGAGAAGACGACAGGGAAUUCUAGGUGAUUUGCGGACAGUAUCUGAUUCCUUUCUUAACCCCUCGGAAGCAAGGAAAUAUCAUUGUAGCAAGAAUUUCUGUUAGAGAAAGUGAAGUACAGAGAGGCUGUUUGCCUUAAUUGCUUGAGGCUGGGCGGCCGAUGCAAAUAUCUGCAGGUGUCUGGCAGGAGAUCUGAUGAGUGAAGUAGGCUGGCGGCCACGGGGAGAGCCCAGGAGCCCAUGGCUGGCUAGAGGUGGGCAGCUGCUGCCCAGCGCCAGCCCAGUUUUUCCAAACUGUUGGUUUUUCUAGUUCUUCCGAUUUCCAAUUUUCCAGGAAAAGAAGAGAUUUUUUUUAAAAAAGAAAUAUCCCUAUUUUUGUGCAUGGGCAACGAAUUCAGGAUUGUUUAAAACAUUGUGCCGGCCAAACAAAAUAUGUUUGCCAGUAGCUUCCAGCCUCUGUUUCAAGAGCGUUAAGGACCAGCUUAAACAUCUCAGCCAAUUUUUAAAAGAUUUGCAUUUCCCUGUUCUGGAUGGAAGUUUCUUUCUGCCUCUCCUCCAAGACCGCGUUUAGUAUUUUCCUCCCCGUUCCCAGGCAGUCCUCUGGACUUGCAUCAGACUUCCUCGCUCAGUAUUUUUUUGCCCCCUGCAGGCAUCCAUUACUUCAAGCUUCAAGUAUAUAGCUUAGAAAUCUUACGCUCCUUUUAAAAUUAAUUAGGGCUUGUUAGAGUUUAUUUUUAUUAUGUCAGAAACCUUUCCUGGUGAUAAAACAGUUUAGAAAUCCACAUCUAAUUUUAUUACGUACAGUCUCGUGUAAGAAAUAUCAAAACCAGGAGGGUAGCCUUUUUGGGCACAUUAGGAACCAGGGUGGGAAGGGUUAAUUCACAGACCUGGCCAGUCUCCUCCUGGCUAGGUCACUGAGCCUACACUUCAAGGUGAGGAUGUAUUACAGUGAUUCCCAGACUUUCCAGACCGCCCACCAGAACCCCCCGGGGAGAUGGGCUAAACUGCAGGUCCCCCAGGCCUCCCUCAUUGAUGCUGAUUCAUGGGGUUUCAGCUGCGACUCAAGGCUCUGCAUUCUAACACAAGUUCAUCGGGAGAUUCGGCUGUGCAGUUCCAGCGACCAGAUCUCGAGAAACACUGAUUAAAGGGAGGUGGUUGAGGCCUCUGUGUCUCCUGUUAUUUAAGAAAGGCUUGUGGUCAUUUGGGCCCACUGAUCAAUACCGCUGGUCCCUCAGGAUACGAUACGAAGUUCUCACGCACAGAGAAGCUGACUUCAGCUAUCCCUGCAUGAUUGAGGUGCUCCUACCGUGAACGGGCUUUUGUGGUUUCAGUCAUGUGGAUAGAAAAGGUGCUGUGUUCUUUUGAUACAAAUUGUUCUGUGUGUUUUCUAAGCAGUGUAUGUGUGGUAACUCCCCACUUCUCAGAUGUCGUGGGUGGAUGGUAAAGCCGACUCAAGGCUGUUCUUACAAGUCGCACAUCUUUUUUGCUUGGUUUCAGCCAUUUACACGGGACUCCUAAUCUAGUAUACGCUCCCCUGCUUUGGCAAACAGAAUCUACUGAAGACAGUGAAAUUCUUUCAGGGUCCUUACCAUUUACGUUGAGUGCUUUCAGGUCCUAUUCAGGUUUGUUAGAGCAGAGCCAUUGAGUGGAGGGGGCUCUUUGAGUUCUGCUGUGGUUUUUACAGCUUUUUUCUUUCCCCUCCCUGUUCCCUGUUGUUUCUCUCUGCUCUUAGUCUGCCUUCCUUUUUCCUCUCAUUUGCUACAUGGGGUUGGGAGAUGCUGUAACUGCAUUCUGUAGGUCAAGUAACAGUAAAGGGGAGCUGAGCGAGUCUCUGGGAGGCUUUCCCAGCAGUGGGAUGGAUGAGCGAUGCUGCACUGACUUGGUGACGGUAUUUCCGCGGCUCUGCUGCUUCCUCUGCUGUACUUCCUGACACCCCCUCCCCUUACUGCAGUUGCCACAUCUGUGACCUCAGGAUAAGUGAGAUGUCACUACACAUGACUUACUUACAUCUGUAAGCCCUCACCUCCCCCCCCCAGUAGUGUUAGUGUUUUUAAACGUACCCUGCUACGAUGUGAAACGUUAAGUGGAUUAAAAUUCAAAUGAACAUUUUUCUCAGGCCGAGUUUCUGUACAGGAGAAAGUGUUUUUGAUUCGGUUUUAUUAUGAUUGACAGCUGUGAAUUCUUUGUAUACCUGUGCAAUUCAGUCCUGCAGUCUUUCUGAAAUAAAGGUGUCACAACUCAGAUUUAUGUGUGAAUUUUAAUCUUUUGAGGGGAUCACGUCACCCGCCAGAGCUAGUGUCUGUCAUUUGUAGUAGCGUUUCUAGUCCUUUUCAGCAGCCCCAGAUAAGGGUGUUACACCCACCAAAUGAUGUUAGCUCCCUACCUUACGCAAGGCGAGCCAUUAACAUUUCGUCCAGAAAUAUGCAGAGGCCACUCUGUUGGGUGACCAGAGGUGGCUGUGUGCUAAUGAAGCGAAGGACCAGGAUCUGCAGAGCAGGAAGAAUGAAGCGCAGACUACAAUGCCAUGAUGGUGUGUGGCCCCGCGGGGGGAGGGGGGACAGAGCAACUGCCUGCUGACCUGCUUGUGAGGCUCAGCUCCGCUUUCUGUAUUUGUUUCCAUGACAUUUGCUUUAUCCUUUUGUCUCCCUUUCGCUCGAAUGUUACAUUACAAGUAGAUUUCUGUGCCUUGUUUCCAAAGUGCCUCAUCCAAGCCCCGUUGAUGCCUGGAUACCUUUAGGGGUAGAGUCCUUAGUCCACGCAGCACUCAUUGAGCACCUGUUGUGUGCAAGAGGAAGGCAGGAUUCAUCUCUUUUGACUUGAUCCAGUGGGUUUCCAAGAGGCUUGCGACUUGAUUUUACUGACAGCAAUAGUGGGCACCAACUGAUGGCAAGACCAGACACGUUGACCUCUUUGGUGAGUGAAACUAUGAUUGCUUAUUUAAAACACACAGAAAAUAACACUGGGGGCUCAGUGGAGAGAUCAGCACGAAGUAUAGAGCUUGCUGGCCUCACAGCCUCACUAGCAGGUUGCAUGGUUGUGUCAUCAUGUCUCAGUGAGGGGCACAUCACACCUUUUGGAGGAUAACUGGUUCUCUCCAGGCUUGGCCUUACAUAAGGAAAGGGGGAGGUGCCCAGCCUGUGGCCACGCCCUCCUCUGAGCCACGUGGGGAGUGCACCGUGACUGCAGGAUAUUCUGGCAUAAAUAUCUUUUACUUAUAGGCUCUUCUGACUAUUACAGCCUGGUCUGAGAACAUGCCUGAAUUCUGGACAGCAUUGCCAGCAUCUUGUUGCCUAGAUGUCUGGACAAGGCGUGCUAACUAGUUCUGGCUAAUCCUGCAAACCCCAGAACCUUAACAAAAGCCUUGGAGAGACUGAGGCAUGUAGAGAGAUACAUUCCUCCUAAUGCCAAAUCCGGUGCAGUGAGGACUCAGGACAGAAAUGGAGUUACAGAAACAAUUUAUAGACGGCAGUAUUAAAUGCCAUAUUUAAAUUUCAAAAUGCAGUAUUUCUUGUGUACCCCAACUGCCAGUUGGAACCCCAUGGGGAGCUUUAAAAACAUACUGACAUCUGGACCCCACCCCCAGAGAGUCUAGGCUGCAGCCCCUGGCGUCAGGGUUACAUCACAUCCCGCAGGUGAUCCUGACGCCUUGGGCAGCAAUUCCCAUCAACUUCACAAGUAAUAUCUGUUCUCCAAAAAGUGGUUACCCUUAAGCUAGCUGGCAGAGGGAGUUGGCAGUACGAGACCUCUUUUUCUCUAAUGUUUCGCCUCUAGCCCUUCAGAAAUAAAAUUCACUGUCCAAGAAAAAGAUACUCCAGUGUCUAUUAAAUGCUAAGAGAAGAGAAGAGAGCCUUAAAGGACUCCACCAUGUGCAGCCUGUUUAGCUAGGAUCAGAAGUUGGAGUUGCAUUUGUUGGAACAGAACCCAUGCAGAAAAAUGAUUCCACAAUAACUUGAAACCCUUACUUGUCUGAAAGAGUUAAACUGAGUGACGGCAUGGCCGGACCUUAAGAUAGUAGCUCUCAGAGCUGUGGACAGGCGUGCUGUGCAGGAGGCAGCAGAGAGAGAACAGCAUCCUCCAUCCUGUUAAAUUAAACUCCACGGAGCCAUUCUCCAGCCUUCUCGGAGAAGGUUAGAGCCGUUUCGUGCCUGCCAUCUGUUAGACUGCUGAUGGAAUCAUUACUUCUUUGUGUCGGUGCCAGGAUGAACUUUUAGAUCCAAUGACAAAGGAGAAAAUGUUAACUAUUCAGUUGUAUGUCUUUGUUUUUCUAUUUUGGAGGUCAGGUGUCUCCUUGAAUUCAGAAGUCCAUCAAUUGUUUAAACUUUGAAAAGACUGCAUUGCUAGUUGCUUUAGAGGUUUAGGGGAAAUUAUUCUCUGGACCGAAGCUCCUCUGUUACGUGUGUUUGUAUAAGGAUGUAGUUAUUAAUCUGGUCAAAACCAAAGUCAUUCUUGACAGCCAUUAAAAAAAAAAUUCCCCUGAUCCUCAGGACAGAAGGUUUCCAGAAAGCAGCCAGAAAGAAUUUAAUGAAUGAAUUACCCCAGAAUAUUGUUUUUGUAAAUGGAAGCGGGAUAUUGGGCAAGGAAAGAAAGAAAUGGGAGAAACUUUCAAGAUCAUACCUGUCACUGAUUAGGUGAGGGUGACUAUGAGGGAACUAUUGUCUGAUAAUUUCUUUCACAAAUGACAGUUCUGAGAGUUGGAGGGUAGAGCAUGCGCAGAUUUAGAAUCUUAAUUCAUGCCUUAAAAUUUUUUUUUAAUAUAUCCAUAUAUAAGGUACAUUGAACUUUUUUCUACUUUUUCUUGGUAUCUUGGUGACUGGAUCUAAAGCCUUUGGAAGACUUGGAGUCAAUGUGCGGCACUGGAUGGCUACAAUUUUUAAUUACAGUUUUUAAUUGGAUGAAACUAUGCAUCUGAUUACAAUUGGAACUAUUCCAGUACGGAAAGUUGUCUUUUUGUGUGUGUGAAGUUACAGCGAGCACUGUAACUUGCUUCCUUAGGUGUUAAUUGUUCCGUCAAGUGCUAUGAGAACCAUUUCUUCCUGGAAAAAGAAAUGCCAACAGUAUCUUGGGACCUUAUUAAAGGCAAGGAUUUUGCAGAGAAGAAUUGGGGAACAGCAAAGCGCUCGCCAGGCAUUGAUUUCUCCUGAUCUGCCUCUGAAACCUUUUCCUGGGCGCUGGCACCUGCAAUUCUCAAAGCAGCGUAUUUGUACUGGGAGUAUGUGGCCAUGUCUGUGGGGGAUGUGUGAAGCCACAGAUAGAUGGGCAAAAUGCUCCUCCCAGAACGUUUUUCUCAGAGAUGUGUGGGAGAAACAUUUUUAUAUUAAAGCAGAUGUAUAACUUGGUAGUAUGUGAGAUUGGAAUGGAUUUUUAAUUUUUAAAAAAUGAGAUACAAAAGACGUUUUGCUUGGGGCACUGCUUACAAUGCCACAUUGUAUGUAGCAAGGAUUACAUUAGGUUGCAUACAAUGGAAUCAGCAAAGGGUAACAGUUACAUAUGCUUUAGCCUGAUACAGGCGCUUGCAGUCGGUACAUUGCCACACACUGCAGGGUCAUGUUCUGCUGGUGGCAGGUCCCUGUCUGGAAAAGCUGGAGAAACCCUGAUGGAGGCCACCUCUAGUCCCUGGAGCUCCUAGGAUUGCUGUGUCCCUCAGAGUCGGUCUUAACUCCCAGCAGUGUGGCCUUUGCCUACCAAUGUCUUGUAAUACAAAACUGGGCAAAUAGUAAACUGGGGCAAGCCUUGCCAAGGGGCAUCACAGGUUAUUUCAAGGACUGAGUUGAUAGAGCGUCUUAGUUGUUGAGAGGGAAAUACAUAAGUAUGAAGAGCAUUGAUUGAAUAUUAAAAAUUUAAAUGAUUUUCCACUUUUUUGGGGGGGGCAGUUAUGUUUCCACUUUUGUUCAGAGAAAACACUAGUCAGGAGAAUUUUAUUUGUCAACAUAAUUUUGACAUACCGUCUUCCCCUAAGCAGAGGCAGUUCAGACUACACUUCUGUACUGCAGCUUUCUCUAACCGGGCUGUCAAUGGUGUUUAACCCAGGUGCUUGUUAAAAUCAAAGGGAAAAGGUAUAAUUAGUCUUGAUGGGGUGAAAUAACAAACACAGGGGAAAAUUAAUGAAGCAGUGUUUUGAUUCUUGUAAUUAUAGUGGUGCGACUGGUUCUGCUAUAGUGAAGCUCUUACCAUUUCCAGCAAGAAACGUCUUUUCUGGUUUAUUCUCUCAGAUACAUUUUAACUGUCACGGAGAUGGAAAUUGUAUGGCGUUUGCCAGCAGGAAUAACCUUUAUUUUUAUUUACAAAACAUGCAUAUUUCUUUUGAGAGUGCCAGCUUGGGUGUUAGACCCAGCUUCUUUGUUGAAAUAGCACAUCCUGGUCAGAUCAGAAUUUCCCUUCCCAAAAGUGAAAUUUGACAAUAAAUUUGGCGUUAGAUUAAGAUGAAAAUACAAGAAAUCUGUGCAUCUGAUUUGACUCAAAUAUAGCCAGCAUCUGAUUUGUCUUAAACAUAGCCCAAAAGCUAAAACUAGAAUCCAGCUAGGCUUUGUCCUGACUGUGUGCAUAAGCUCUCUGGGCUCCGUUUUUCUCACAUGGGAUAGAGUAACAUAAUAACAGGGCCUAUUCUGGUUUUGCUGAAAAGACUCAGUGAGUUUAAGACAUGUGAAAACAGUUGGAAUAGAGCACUGCCUGGCACAGAGCAAACCCUCCGCGAUCUCUGGAAGAGACUAUGGUGUCAAUUCUUUAAAACGUUUGGUAGACUUCUCCAGUGAAACCAUCUAGGCCUGAAGAUUUCUGUUUCAGGGAGAUGUUUAAUUAUACAUGUGAUUUCUGUCAUACUUGUAGGGCUAUUCAAACGUUCUGUUCAUGCUGGGUGAGUUGUGGUAGUCAGUGUUUUUCGAGGAAUUGGAGCACGUUAUCUGAGUUGUCACAUGUAUGUGUGUAGAGUCGUUCAUGGUAUUUUCCUAUUACCUCUUUCAUGUCUGCCUGGCCCUUGAUGAUACGCUCUGUUUUAUUCCUGAUCCUGGGAGUCUGUGUCUUCUCAGUUUUCUUUGUCAGCCUUAUAAGAUGUUUGUCCGUUUUAUUUUUUUCAAAGAGCAAGCUCUUUGUUUCACUGAUUUCUCUCUGUCGAUUCUCCAGUGUAUUUAACGGACUUCUGCUCUUCAUUGUUCCUAUCUCCUGCUUGCUGUAGGUUUACUAUUCUCUUCAUUUUCUAGAUCUUGAGGUGGUAACUUAGAUUAUUCUUUGGAAACGUCCCCACUUUUCUGAUGUAUGCAGUUAGUGCUAUGAACUUCCCUCCCAGCACUGGUUUAACUGUGUUCCACAAAUGUUUGGUGUAUUUUCAUUUUCAUUCAAUGUAUUUUUUUUUAAUAUCCCAUGAGACUUUCUCUUUGACCCAUGGAUUACUUAGAAGUGUGUCAUUUAGUCUUCGAAAUGCAGAUUUUCCAGCUGUUUUUUGCUAUAAAUUUUAGUGUGACUGCACCAUGGUUGGAGAACACACCCUCUCUGAUUUCAAUUCUUUAAAUCUGCUGAGGGUUGUUCUCUGGCCCAGGAUGCAUAAACUGUCUUGGUAGGUGCUUGAUGGGCACUUGAAAAGAACGGAUAUUCCACUAUUGUUAGGGGAGUGUUCUACAAAUGUUGGUUAGAUCCUGUUGGCUGAUGGGGUUGUUGAGUUCUGUAUCCGAUGCUCUGUCUAGUUGUGCUGUCAAUUGCUGAGAGAAGGGUACUGAGAUCUCCAACUACAAUUGUGGAUUUGUCUCUUGCUCCUCUUAUUUCCAUACAUUUUUGCUUUACAUCUUUUGCAGCUCUGUUUGGUACAUACACAUUUAGGAUCGCUGUGUCUUCUUUUUGGAUUAACUCUUACUAUUUUAUAAUGUCCCUCUCUAUUCCUGAUAAUUUCCUUUGCCUUAACGUUUCCUUGAGCUAGAAUACCUUUAAUAGGAGUAUCUGUAUUUCUUUUUAUUAAUGUUUGUAUGAUAACAUCUUUUUCAAUCCUUUUAUUUUUAAUCUGCCUGUACUGUUACAUUUUAAGUGAGUUUCCUGAAAAUAGCAUAUGGUAGGGCCAUGUUUUUUAAUUUGCUUUGCCCAUUUCUGACUUUUAAUUGGCGAUUUAGGUCAUUUAUAUGUAAUUAUUGAUUUAUUAGGGCUUAAGUAUUUUUUUUUUUUUGCCUUUGGGUUAUUCCCACACAUUAUAUAAAUCCUCAUUUGAUUUAUCCAUAUAUAGUGUUUUUGAGUGAAUCUCUUCGUAUAUCUUUUUAAAUUGAUUGCUGUAGGUAUUACACAGCAGUAAUAUAUAUAUCUAUAUUACUAUAUAUAUAGUAUAUAUAUACUACUAUUACACAUACGUAGUAUAUAUAUAUAUAUAUAUAUAUAUAUAUAUAUACUCCAGUCUACUGGUAUCAUUUUACCAGUGAGUGUAGAACCUUAUAACCUUAUCUCCCUCUACAUUCUUACCUUUCCAUGUUUAUAAUUAAUUACCUUAAAUAUUUCUUCUACAUGCCAUUAAAACCACAUCAGAAAGUAUUUUAAAUUUUACUUAACUAUCAAAAUUUAAAGGACUCAUUAGGAAUAGGAGAGUUUGCUAUGUUUACCCAUAUUUUGUUACGUAUCUUUUUCCUUCUUGAUGUUCCAAGAUUUCUUGUUUUAUCAUUGCUUUUCUGUUUAGAAAACUUACUUUAGCCAUUCUUUUAGGAUAGAAUUACUGGAAACUAAUUUUCAUAGUUUUUCAUCAUCUGAAAAUGUUGAUUUCCCCUUAAUUCCUGAAGCACAUUUUCACAGCCUAUACAGGAUUCUGAGUUGAGAGUUCUUUUCUUUCAGUGCUUGAAAAAUAUUUGUGCCAUCUCCUGUGGCCUCCAUAGCUUCUGAUGAGAAAUCAGUUCACUCUCACUGCUUUCAAGUUGUUUUGUUUCUAGGUUUCUAAAGUUGGGCCGUGAUGUGUUUUGUUGUGGAUUUCUUUGGGAUUAUCCUGUUUGGGAUUUGUUCAGCUUCUUGAAUCUGAAGAUUUAUAUCUUUUGCCAAAUCUAGGAAGUGUCAAUGAUUUCUAAUGUCUCUUUCAUCUUGUUGGCAUCUAUUGUCUUUUGCUUUCAGUUUGAGAUCCUUCUGGUUCUUGAUAUGAUGAAUGAUUUUUUAUUGGAACGGGGCACUUGGCAUAUUAUGUUAGGAGACUCUGGAUCUUACUCAGUCUGUUUUUGCUGCCUUCUUGUGAUACCAUUCCAGGAGGGAAGGGUGGGUGCUGCCUCAUCACUGCCACAUGGUGGGUCAAAGUUUCCCACUCAGCCUCCACUGACAUCUGAGGGAGAGAAGACCCUUUUACAGGGUUACAGCUUGGUGCCAGGGGGAAGUCUGGCUUCUCCUGGGCCCCAGUAAUAGCUCCCUGGCUAGGAAGAAUAAGAAUGCCUCAUUGCUACUCCCCACCAGGGCUCCGCUUACAUACUAUGGAAUGGGUGAAUGUCCUGACUCUUCACUAGGUCUCCCCUGACACCAUCUCUCCAGGGAGGGAGAGGAGGACCUCUUUCCUGCAGGUGUAGGUGGAAGUCCAGGUUCCGCACAUAGUGUCCGCUGGAAGAGGGGAUUUAUUACCACUUGCUGGGGAUGGAAAUCCCCGCUCCCUACUCAUUCUUUGAUGCCUUCCUGGCAAGGGGAUUGGGAAUUCCUCUUAAAGCCCAGUGAGAGUAGAAGUCUAGGCUCCUCUUUUGGCCUUUAUUGGCAUUGGGUGGGGUAGCAGCCAUAGUUUUUCCAUGGUAUUUGUCUGGAGCACAGUGAUUAUCUUGUAAAUGUUUUCUUUCUUGCUAGACUGCCCCUUUUCUGGUCCUCUGCAUAGGCAAGACAGGCUUUUAUUAAUUAGUUUUUUUCUUCUUUUAUCCAUACCUUUUGGCAUUUCCAGGUUGUUGGCUUCCCCACCAUUUAGUCUGAGAUUCAGUCCAAAAAAAAACCUCAGGAAACUCAUUGUCGUGUUGUUAUUUGGGUCUCAAGCUUCCUAGCUGGUUUGCCGCCUUCACUUGACUUUACAUAGGAUUCUUAUUUUGUUUUAUAUAUAUGAUGUAGGGGUUUAGGUGGUAAGUUGUACCACCACUGACUUUUUAUAAGUCCAAAGCCUUUGGGCUCCUUCGUCUACUUAAGUCCUACCUGUCUUUCAAGUCUUAGCUGAAGUGUCACUUCUGGGAAGCUCCCUCUGAGUCUACAACCUAGGCUGGGUCUCCAUUACCCUCCCCCAUAGCACUCUGCACUUCUCCUCGUAAUAACUUUGUUCAGUGUCUGUCUCCUCCAUCUGACAGCUUUUCAAGGGCAGGGAUUGGUCCCAUCUUAAAUGAGUGAUGUCAUCAUUUAUAAAAUGAGGGAGUUGGAAUAGAUGAACCUGGAGAUCCUCCAUCUCUCCCUUCUUUAUCUUCUCUCUCUUCUCUUUUUCUUCUACCCUCCAAUCUCCCCAACAAAUAAUUUCCAAAAUAGAAUCAUACCUGAAAUCUUCUUCUGUGCUGUGCCAGCAUUGCAUUUUAUCAUGAAAAACAAAAUCAAAAUUUGGUUAUCUGUUGGAUGAAUAAUGACAUCUUGUUAUGGUUUAAUUGGGCACUUACAUGAAUACCAGGAGAGUUCAUUCAUCUGGUCGGUAGACAUCGAACAUCUACUAUGUUCCAGAUUCUGUGGAAGAAGGCUAUAGGGAUGAAACAGGUCACAAAACAAAAGCCUUGCUCUCACGGAGCUAACAGUUGAAAUUUUUUCAUAUCAUUGAUCAUUUACAUACCUUUUGUGAAUUACAUCUCCAUGUCACUUGCUCAUCUACCCACCACCUGCUCUUCUUUUCCAGUGUUCUUUUAACAAAUAUUUUGCUCAGGAGUAUGAGAGAUGUAAAGUUAAGACAGUCCAUUUCACCAUUCACUUAACAUUUAUUCUGCCUCACCAGUUCAUACAUUCAAACAAAAAUGUUUUUCUCAAAUAGAUCUGGGCAGCCUACUUGUCACUAUAUUGUACACUCAAGAAAAACGUUUUUUUUUAUAAAAAGGCCAAAAUGGUUGCGAUUUUUGGCAUUUUAUUUUUAUAAUAAAUGCAUGACCUCACUGUAUAGCAAUAGUUAAAUACCAUAUAUUGCAAGAGGGAAUUGAACAGUUGGAUUUAGUGAAACCAUUUUAACAAGGACCCGUUGCAGUGUUAGGUUAUAAUUGCAAAGGAACCUGCCUGAGCUUUAAUUUGUCAUCUUGUUUUACUUAAAAACGAUAGUCAAUUUGCAUUUCCCAGACAUUGGGUGCAGUGAUGAGAGGUCCUAGAUGACAAGCCUGUAACAUCAGGAACGUUUUUAACAAAAAACCCAGCAUUUCUGAUGAUUUAUAAUUCUCAGUUCAGACGGAGCCCUGAGUUAAGUUUGCUUUAGUCUAACGACACGUUUAGUCAUGCUGAUCAGCCACUUCAUUUAUUUCUCAUAUAACCAUUUUUCAUAUCUGCAGAGGACAUUUUAGUGUAUUUACUAAGCACUUCCAUAUCCAUUAUCUCACUUAACCCCUGAAGCAACCUUGUGGAGAUGUAAUGAGUGAUACCCACUGUGAGCCUUGGAUCUUCAUCUGUGUAAGUAACUUAUCCAAGGGCACACAGCCAGUAAAUGGCUGAGUUGGAAUCAUUGUUUAGCUACAUAUUUAUCAUAAUCUCAAAUGAAAUUUCUUACUAAUGCCAUGUGAUGCUCGAUACAUGAAAGAGAAAAGUCUGUAUAUCCCUUGGUUUAUACUUCCUAACUACAAGCUAUACUCUGUACAUGUCAUGUCAUUCUCAUGCGAUCUUAUUUGCCUUCUUUCCCUGAUGUGGAAUAAGCUUCCAUUUUGACUCACUUGAUGUGUUUCUGAGUGUGUGUAAAAACAGAUCUUGUGAAAAGUCCUUUAUUCAGUUCCUUUCAAAUUACCCUGUUUGAUUAUUCCGUUUCUUGCUAUGGUUUUGACUACUUUGGGGAUAGAGCUAGAACGGGUUAGACUAAUUUAGUUUUUUCAUCUGUAAAAGAAGCUGUUGGGGUUGGCAUCUGGGAAACGUAGAAUCUCAGGUUUGGGAAAGACCUUAAGAGUCUAGCCUUUGGAAUCAGACGGAUCACAGAGCAAGCGUUGGCUCGUAAGUCUGCCAUUCACUGACGAAGUGGUCUGAGACAAGUUAUUUAAGCACUCUGAAUUUAGGUUUUCUCAUGGGUGAAAUAUAAUUGAAAAGAAUAUUGAUUUAUAGAAUUGCUGUAAAAUAAUUAGCACAGUGCCUGGCAUAUAAUGAGCACUUAAAAAAGGUAGCCGCUGGAAUAGACGCUUCCUUUCUGGAUUAAGAGGCUUGUUGGCUAUAUGAAUGAAUGCUCUCCAUUUUCCCAUAAAUCAUGCUGAGUGGUGUUCCCACAGCAUCCUAAAUAGUCACUGCCAGUAUACCUCAUCAUUCACUUGUCGACUUCUGGUCUCAAAAGUUGAAUUAUAUGCUGAAUUGCAAGGGUAACUUGCAUUUAUUCCCCAAUCGGUUUAUGCUCAUUACAGUUAGAAUUACUUAACUAUUUUGUGAACUGAUGUAUUCAUUUUCUAUUGCUGCUGUAGACCCAGUGGCUUAAAACAAUACAAAUUUAUUAUCUUACUAGAGGUCGGUCUGAAAUGGGUUUCAUUGGACUAAAGUUAAGGUGCCAGCAGGGCUACAUGCCUUUCUUAGCUCUAAGUGAGGAUCUCUUCCUUGCUUUGUCCGGCUUCCAAAGGACACCUGCAUUCCUUUUUUAAAAAAAAAUUUUAUUUAACAUUUUUUUAUUGAAAUAUAGUCAGUUUACAAUGUUGUGUCAAUUUCUGGUGUACAGCACAAUACUUUAGUGAUACAUUUACAUACAUGUAUUCUUUUUCAUUGUAGGUUACUAGAAGGUAUUGAAUAUAGUUCCCUGGGCUCUACAGUAGGAAUACCUGCAUUCCUUGACUGUGGCUGUCUCCUUUAUCUUCAGAGCCACCAGCAUAGUAUUUUCAAAUUACUCUUCACCUCUCUGUUUCACAAGGAAACUUGUGAUUACAUUAGGCCCACCAGGUAAUCCAGCACAAUCUGCCCAGCUCAAGAUCUUUGAUGUAAUCACACCCGCAAAAUCCCUUUUGCCGUGUAAAGUAACAUAUCCGUAGGUUCUGAGGAUUAGAGCGUGGGCAUCUCUGGAGGACCGUUGUUCUGCUUAGCACAACUAUUGAUGUCUGGCAGAAGGCGGGGAGAGGGUGUUUUUAUGAAACCUGGUUUCUUCUACUGGAAAGACUCAUUAUAUUAAAUUGAAAAAAAAUUGCUUUGGAAUUAGAAUGUGGGCUAGAAAACUAUAGAAUUUGGGGGAGAUUGUGAAAGUCAAGAGGGAUGCUGCACUCAGAUUGCUUCAGAACCAUCUCUGUGUUCUUGCUCCAUUUAGAUAGAAGUGGUAUCUCAGUGUAAUUUUAUUUGCUUUUUUCUUAUGAGUAUAAUUGAAACAGUUCUGUAUGACUAAGGACCAUUGUAUAUCUUUCUCAUGAGUUGUUUACUUAUGCCUUUAAUUCAAGGUUCUGUUGAAGUUGUGGUCAUUUUCCCCUUUAACAGUUCUUAAGUAUAUUAAGAAUAAUAUUUUCUUAUCUGUGAUACAUUCUGCAAAUGUUUUUUUCCCAGUUUGUCUUCUGUCAUUUUACUUUGGUUGUGCUAUUUUUUUUCAUGAAAAAUAUUUAAAAGUUUUUAUAUAGUCAAAUUUAUCUUAAUUUUUUUUCAGCUGUAUUUUAGAUCUUAGGUACUUUUCUUAGACUCACGUUACAGAUGAAUUCAACUAUGUUUUCUUCUAGUAUUUGUAUAGUUUUAUUUUUCACAUUUAGCUCUCUGGAUCCAUUUAGUUUAUUUUUACAUAUAAUGUGGAUAUUGCAUUUAAUUGUAUAUUUUCCCAAAAGACUAUCUAGUUAUCCCAGUAUCACUUUUUAAAAGUCCAUCUUUGCCCAUGGGUUUGAAAGCCUUCUUUAUUAUAUGUUAAGUUUUCAUAUGUACUAAAUUUCCAUAUAUACUUGGUUCUCUAUCUGGGCAUUCUGUUCUAUUGCACCAGCCUGUCUACCUGUUUGUGGGCCAAUACUAUACUAUUUUAAUUAUAGAAACUUUAUAGAAUGUUUUAGUACCUGGUGGGGUUAGUUCCUUUUCAUAACUUUGUUUUUUCAUGGUUUUUCUGGCUAUUCAUUCAUGUUUAUUUUUUCCUAUGAACUUUUGUUGGAGCUUACCUAGCUUCAUAAAAAAAAAAGCUUAUUGGUGUUUUUAUUAUUGCCUUAAGUUUAUAGUGUAGAGAGAAGUGAUCUUUUUAUGACGUUUAGUUGUCCUGUCUAAGAACAAGGGCUCCUUCAUUUGUUCAAAUUUGACUUUGUGUCUUUCAGUAAUUUUUAAGAUUUUUCUCAUACAGGUUGUUCUCGUUAUCUAUUGCUGCAUAACAAAUUACCUCUAAACUUAGUGGCUUAAAACAAUAAUCAACAUUUAUUAUGUCACAUGUGCUGUAGGUCAGGAAUUUAGGAGUGUCCUAGCAGGGUGGUUCUGGCUUGGGGGCUUCUGAUGAAGUAGUAGUCAAGAUGGUGGUUGGGGCUGCAGACACCUGAGGCUUCACUCACUGGUGCUUCUAAAAUGGCUCGCUUGUGUGGCUGGCAAGCUGGUGAUGACUGUUAGCGGGAGGCCAUGGUUUCUCACCGUGUGAUGCUCUCCGUAGGGCUGCCUAAGUGUCCUCACAACAUGGCAGCUGGCUUCCACUGGAUACAAGAUCCAAAAGGGAGAACAAGAUGGAAACAGUUGUUUGACAUCCAAUGAUAAGUUAUAAAAACAUCAUUUCCAUAAUUUGUAUAAUUGGGUAAACAGAUCAGCACUAUUCAGUAUGGGUGGGUGGGAUCUAUUCAAAGAAUUGAAUACGUGGAGACGGGGAUCUUUGGGACCAUGUGAGAAGUACAACUCUUGUGCAUAACUGUAGUGCUUUUUUACUAAGUAAGAUUGUGGCUUUGGGGUCAUGGUAUGUGUGAGUGCAUGUGUGUUUACUAUGAAUAGGUGUUGACUUUUUAAAGUGAAGUUCCUAGAAUUUAUCAAAAUAGUAACAAUGAUUUUUCUCAGACUUGUUAUUUUAUGCUAAUAGAUUUCCUACAUUGAGUGUACCUUGUAUUCAUAGAAGAAAUCCUGUUUGGUUAUUGUAUAUUCAUAGUGUGAUGAAUUCUGUUUGCUAACAAAUAACAUUUGCAUAGAUAUUUGUAAAUUAUACCAGUUUCUACUUCGAGUUAAAAAAAUUUUGAACUAUAGCUUAUUUGGGUAUCAAUAUUUGCUUCAUAAAAUGACUUUGAAAGUUGUUUUUCUUCAUUUUCUAUGUUUAGAACAGUUUAUUUGUUUUUGUUUUUUUUAACAUUGGCACUAUCUGGUUAUUGACAGUUAAAAUUUCCUUGUGAAACCAUCUGGGCCUGGUGCUUUUCUUGGAGUAUUGCCUUGAUAAAUUUUUUUUUCUGUAAACAUUGGCCCAUUUAAAAUGCUUUGUAAGUCUACUUGAGUCAACUUUGGUAAACUGCAUUUCAUCAAAUAAUUUAAUACAGGUGUUCAAAUUUAUUUGCACAUAGUUAUGCAAAAUAAUCUCCUGAUUUUAGAAGUUUUUUUUGGUCUCAGUGGUCUGGUUGUUUUUUUUUUUUACUUUUUAUACUUGUGCCUUCUUUUUUUCUUAAUCAGGUGAUCUAGUGAUAUCUACUUAAUAUUCAAGAACAAGGAUUUGAUUUAUUAGAUUUCUUGGUUUUCUCUUCAUUAAUUUUUAUUUUUAUCUAUUUUCAUCAUUGUGCUUUAUUUUGAUUAACUUUUUUUAUUCUUUUAAAAAGCAAUUUUUGGGAGUAACCUCAUACUAUUGUGGCAGGCCCCCUUAUGUCUGGGUUCUCUUAGAGUUAAAAAAUACAUUUUUAGUUUGCAGUAAGUUUUAGAAAUCAAUUAUUUUCUUCCGAUUACUGCUUGAAUGUAUUCCAUACAUUCUGCCAUGUAGUAUUUUCAUUAACAUUACAUUUUAGGAAUUUUGAAAUUUGAGAUUAUAUUUCCUCUUUCAUUUAAUUUUCUUAAAGAGAAAAAUUUUAAUUCCCAAGUGAAAGUUUUCUUAUUUUUAAAUAUUGUUAUUAAUUGCUGAUUUAAUUGCAUUUUAAUUAGGGAGUGCUGUUUAUAAUAUUUUUUCUCCAUGUGACUUAGUGAUGUUUUCUUUGUGACCUAAUAGUUGAUCAAUUUUGUAAAUGUUUUAUGCAUGCUUGAGAGGAAUACGUAUGUUCUUUUAUCAGGAUUUAAUGUUUGAUAUGUUUCAAUAAGAUCUAUUUCAGUGAGAAUGUUUAUGUGUUCUAUAGCCCUAUUGAUUUUUUGUCCACUUGACCUGUGUUAUAAUGAAAGGAGUUUGCUGAAGUCUAUCAGGGUACUUUCGUGUAUUUUGACUUGAUUUUCCUGUAGUUUCUGCUCUAUAAUGAUGAUUCAUGUGUUAUUUGUUGCAUAGAUGUUUCUAAAUGUUAUAUAUCUCUGUUUUGAAUUAUAGCUUUUAGCAUUAACAUUAUCCUUUUUGUCACAGUUUUUUUUUUUAUGGCUUGUAUCCUACUUUUUGUGUGAUACCAAGAUUAUGAACACUUUCUUACUGAUUUCAUUGGCCGAUUAUACCUAUAUCCAUCCGUUUAUGUUUAGCCUUUUGGAAUCACUUUUUUUUUCAGUUGUGACUCUUAUGCACAUCAUAGACUUGAUAUUUAUCAGUCAUUUUGGAAAUAUUCCUCUUUGGAAAGAUGAAUUAAGCCAGUUUCCUUUUAUUAAUAUGCUUGUUAUGUUGGGUCUCUGUGCUGUUACUUUAUUUCAGUUGUAAUUAUUAUAUCAUUUUAUUAAAGUUUCUCUGUUUCUCGA
This is a messenger RNA of Vicugna pacos (alpaca), 19375 nucleotides long. The record is from RefSeq and is a predicted model, not a curated record. NCBI's taxonomy places the organism in Eukaryota, Metazoa, Chordata, Mammalia, Artiodactyla, Camelidae.